Molecule: messenger RNA, 1618 nt
Organism: Oryza sativa Japonica Group (Japanese rice)
Lineage: Eukaryota; Viridiplantae; Streptophyta; Magnoliopsida; Poales; Poaceae
Product: transcription repressor OFP13
Biological process (GO): negative regulation of DNA-templated transcription
Source: RefSeq, a predicted model, not a curated record
UAGUUAAAUAUAUAUGCAUAUAUAUGGUAGUGCACUCCUACUACCUGCACAUAUAUGUGCCUAAAAUCCUCUUUCUCUCUCUAGCUACAUCGAUCGGUCUCACACGAGCUAACUUAUUAGCUUCUCAUGAACUCCGGACGGUCCAUCUGAAUUCUAUCUUGUCUGAUCCCAUCCAUAUCAAUACAUUAGCUAGCCAUGGUGAAUAGGAAGAAGAAGAAGACCAAGCUUGGUAUCACCUCUCUUCUCUUCAGCAGCAGCAGCAGCAGCGGCAGGGACACAUCCACUACUACUAGUGGCUUGCCGUAUUCGUAUUCGUCGUGCUCCAAUAUGUCGUCGUCGUCGUCGGCGGCGGCGGCGGCGUGGCAAUGGCCAUCCUGCAAGCAGCCGAGGACACUCUCCUUCAGGCAGCAGCAGCAGACGAUGAUGAAGACCAUGAACUCCGCUUACUUAUCCGCGGGCUUCUCCUUCGCCUCUCGAGACAGCCACAGCUCCACCUGCAGCUGCUGCAGGAGCAGGACGGCGUCCGACGCCUCGGCCUCCGCCGACGCCGUCACCCGCGCGCUGCGCUCCGACCGCCUCUUUUUUGACCCUGACGCGUCCCCGGCCGCCGCCGCCGACCUCAAGCUCAACAAGGCCAAGGCCAAUAAGACGAAGAAGAAGGUGGAGGCGUUCGGCGGGGCGACGGCGAUGACCAUCGAGUCGUCGAACCCGUACCGCGACUUCCGGGAGUCGAUGGAGGCGAUGGUGACUAGCGGCGGCGGCGGCGGCGGCGCUGAUGACUGGCGGUGGCUGGAGGAAAUGCUGGGGUGGUACCUCCGGGCCAACGUCAAGAGCACACACGGCCUCAUCGUUGGCGCCUUCCUCGAUUUGCUCGUCUCUGCUGCCGCCUCGCCAGCUGCUUCUUCUUCUUCCUCCUCUCCGGCGGCCAAAGGCAAAUAUUCCUCUUGCUGCAGCGCCUGUUCCUCUUCCUCCAUCAAGCUGGAAGAAGAACAUCAGCUACGACAUUACUAAUAUAUAAUUGAUCCACACAUCUACGCAGUGCCGUUGGACGACUGAUCUCAUCCAGAAAUAUGGCAUCGAUAGCCACUCGGCCUGUCCUUUUUGCGCUCAGAAGCUUGAGACGGCGAAGCACAUCCUACUCGACUGCGUGUUCGCUCGUCAGGUCUGGUUACGGGUGCUGUCGCCUCCUGGCUGGAUUGCCCUCUCUCCCCUCAGUGGCAGCUGGCUUCAAGACUGGUGGCCAUCUUCUAGGUCAUGUUUACCUAAUCACCUCCGUGCCAGUUUCGACUCCCUGGUCCUUCUGGUCUCUUGGCAGGAACACAACUCCAGAGUUUUUGACUCUGCGCUUUCUUCGGUCUCAGUGAUUCUAGAGUCCAUCCUUUCAGAGGGCCGUUGUGGUCGUUAGUGGGCGUUGCUUACUUUGGAUACUUGUUAGGAGUGUUGCGUGGCUUUGCCCCCUCCCGCUGUUUGAAGUAGCGUUAUCCGUUGUACGAGUUUUUCUUUUUCUUCCUUGGUUUUUGUCUUUAUUUUCUUCCUUCCUUGGCAUAAGCCGGUCUGGCUGAUUGUGUUGUGUAACAAAAACUCUAUUCUUUUAAUUUAUUGACGUACAAUCUUUUUA